Ilex paraguariensis (yerba mate) is the source of this 588-nucleotide messenger RNA. NCBI's taxonomy places the organism in Eukaryota, Viridiplantae, Streptophyta, Magnoliopsida, Aquifoliales, Aquifoliaceae. The record is from the annotation of a GenBank genome assembly.
AUGGAGUCUAGUGACAUUACUACAGCAACCACCAAUAGCCGCUCAGUUUCGCCUUCUCCAUCGUCUUCUCCACCUCGUCCACCAGUUGUUCUCAGCCCAUGUGCAGCUUGUAAGGUUCUAAGGCGAAGGUGUGCAGAUAAGUGUAUCCUGGCACCAUAUUUUCCUCCCAAUGACCCCCUCAAGUUUACAACUGCUCAUCGCGUUUUCGGGGCAAGCAACAUAAUCAAGUUCCUGCAGGAACUCCCAGAGUCUCAGAGAGCUGAUGCCGUGAGUAGCAUGGUUUACGAGGCGAAUGCUAGGCUUAGAGACCCUGUUUAUGGCUGUGCUGGAGCAAUUUGCCAACUUCAAAAACAAAUCAAUGAGCUUCAAGCACAAGUAGCCAAGGCACAAGCUGAGAUGGUCAAUAUGCAUUGCCAACAAGCCAACCUCAUGGACUUGAUUUCCAUGGAAAUGUCCAAAUCUCCACAAACAUCACCACCACAUCUACAAUCCUGCGACAACUUCAUGACUAGUCCUUACAGUCUCCCCAGCAAUCUGAGCUUCCUCGACGAAAGCAAUCUAGGGUUUUGGGAGCCUCUCUGGACAUGA